Messenger RNA from Schizophyllum commune H4-8, 390 nucleotides. RefSeq lists its product as uncharacterized. The transcript has a single exon. The annotation marks the transcript as partial. Lineage: Eukaryota; Fungi; Basidiomycota; Agaricomycetes; Agaricales; Schizophyllaceae. The record is from RefSeq and is a predicted model, not a curated record.
UCCCACGGUCCCACGGUCCCACGGUCCCACGAUCCCACGAUCCCACGAUCCCACGGUCCCACGGUCCCACGGUUCCACGGUCCCACGAUCCCACGAUCCCACGAUCCCACGGUCCCACGGUCCCACGGUCGAUUGGUCCCAGGCCUCCUACCACCAUCAUCGAAAUGCGAAAAACGCAAAGGCGUCGUUCGAGCACCGGCGCGAGCACUCAGAGGCGCUAGUACAAGCAGCCUGGUGCUCGCCCAGCCACAGGCAUGGCUCAGCAGCGUCGCAAAUGCGCGAUCGAGCGUCGAGGGCAGAGACAACACUCAGAGAGUGCGCCGGCCCCACGCAGCGGGUACCUGUGACUGCCCUGCCCUCGGCGGCUCGCUGCGACACGAACGCUCGUAA